AAGCGUUUAAUGAAGUAUACAAUGGCAGUAAGAGAACGAUAUGUUGUAGAUCUGUAUUACUGUUAUCACGUUGUUACAGUUUUUGAUGGUAAGCAUUAUUUGCGUUUUAUAUAAAGAUUUUGGAGAGAAACAAGUUGCUGCUUCAUUUUGGGUCGGCGAGAUAGAGAAUGAGUUGAGGGAAUUGGGGCAACUGGACUUUUUUGGUUUGCUUAAAGAAGAUGGGGACUCUUCUAGGGUUCUAGAACAAAUCGACAAAAUUAGGGCGAGAAGUUUGUACGAGCAUACAUCAGAUGAUUGUUCUGAUACUUGCAAAGAGCGCGGAUGUGGAAGGCUAUGGGUUGCCGAUGGAAUAUGGAAAUUAAUGUUUCCUCAUUGCAUGAUGCGUAGAAAGAAUUUUGUAAAAGGUAUUCCAUUGCUGAACUAUCCCAAUGUAUGCACUGAGUCGCCUCAGCAUGGAAAGGCAUUCUGCGAACAGCAUGUGCAAUAUUUGGAAAAAAACUUCCCUAAUGUACCCACUAGUGUGCGUGGAUUUUUAAGAUAUUGUGGUGUAAAGCCAAGUAACGUAGGUGAAGAAUUGAUUGACGACACAGGUCUGCUUUCUAACAAUGACGUGUCAAAAAUGGACGAAACACUGGGAAAGCUUGAUAAAGAUGACGACACUUUUCCAGUAGGAAAUAGUGUUGUGGAGUCACAAGGCAAUGCUGAGUUCGUUAAUAAUGAGCCAGAUGCAAUUAAAGCUAUUUUAAGAGAUUGUGUUGAACCAACAAAAACAAAAUGCAAUAAGGAAACUGGGGGAAAACAAAGACUUCAAAAGUGGUCAAGAGGGCAUUUGUUUAUAGUUAGAGGAGGAGGAAUAAUCUAUAAAUGGAGUCCUCUUUAUAGGUAAGCACAGAGAAUGCUUGACAAAAGCGCAUCUUCAGAAAAACUUUGUAUUUAUUA
Xenia sp. Carnegie-2017 is the source of this 939-nucleotide messenger RNA. RefSeq lists its product as uncharacterized. NCBI's taxonomy places the organism in Eukaryota, Metazoa, Cnidaria, Anthozoa, Malacalcyonacea, Xeniidae. The record is from RefSeq and is a predicted model, not a curated record. The coding region runs from base 86 to 886 and encodes 266 amino acids. The transcript has 5 exons.